AUGGCUUUUGCGAACGAUAUGGACGAGCUUUAUGGUGCUCUCUCUUUCAAUGAUGACGAAGAGGCACAAAAGAAAGAAGUUCCGGUAUACACCGGAAGUGAACUUGCUGAAAUAAGUCCAAAUGACAUGAUCAUUUAUGAUAUUAAGAAUGAACAACUGGUACAUGAUCAGACCGUUGCAUUGCAGACAUCGAUGAUAUUUUGCGAACAGAUUGUUAUGGCUGCCUAUAAAGUAGCUGAAUAUGUUCUUGAUUUAAGCAACAGUAAAUAUGCGGUCUUUUGGAAAGAACAAGUCAUUCCUAAUUUGGUUCAAAGUCUGACGCAAGAUGUCCGAGCUCGAUCUAUUAUUGUACGAUCUCUCUCAGCAAUUCAAGGUCUUGGAAUUCAUAUUCAAAAAGCUGGAGAAAUUGUUAAACAAAGCAGAGGAUCUCCAAGGGCUAUUGAAAUUGCACAAAAAAAUAUCACAGCGGCUUUGAAAACAUUAGAUCAAUGUAUUGAAUUGGCUUCGACCUUGGAAAAUUCUGCUAUACAAACCUUUGCCAGUCAAACUAAAACAUUAUUCGAAAUCAUCGGUUCUGAAGCAGUACAAUUUAUUAAAGAGAAAGCUGAAAUUCAAUAUCAAUUGAAAGAACUUUACGAUCAGCAACAAAAGCUCUAUGCAGAACUUGGUCCAAAACAAGGAGAAGUCAAACGUGUACAUCAUCUGAUUAGUGCAACUGAAAAGCAGCUCACUAGUACAGCCCAAACACUAACAGAAACUAAACGACGAACGGACGCACUGAAUCAAAUGAAUGCUGACGUCGAACAAACUAUCAAAUCUAUUCCAGUACCAACUCCACAAACUGUCACCACAACGACGCAUCAAAGCAAUGGAAUAUGGUGGUUCUGGUGGCGACGAUCCAGUUCGUGUACUACGACAAAUACUGUUAUGGUUCAAAAUCCUAAUCGAGAAGGAGAGAAAAAUUACUACGAAAGUAUCGUGUUAUCACGUAUGGCACGCAUACGAGAAAAUCAAAAUGAUGAAGCUGCAAAACAGCGAGUUAUGAGCGACUUAAAUAUAUCUCUUAGUGAACAUACAAGCAAAUAUAUGAAAGCUACGACUGAACUUCAAGAUUGUAAAAAUGCUCUGCCAGCAAAAAUUGCAUCUCUUCAACAACAAAUUGACAUAUUACAUCAGAGAAUAGUAGAUCUUGACAAGAAGGAAAUUGAUAUUGGCAACAAAGUUGGUCACCAAGGAAAUACUCUUAUUCAAUGUUUGAUUGAAGUGCGAACGUUUGCCAAAUCAAUUAAAGGUGGAGCAUCAGCCUAUGGUCCAUUAGUUUCUAUUCUAAGUGCGAUGGGUCAAAAUGAUGUUGAUUUACUGACAAGUACGAGAGCAUCAGAUGUUUUUCUUGCUGAAAGUCGUCUUCUGCAACAAGUUCAAUUACUUUCGAAUUAUUCAUCAACUGCUAAUAAAGCUUUGCAAUCUUCUGCUCAAUAUAAUUCUCUCGCUAAUGCAAUUGAAUUUAAAACGAAGAAGACACGAGAAAAUAACUAG
Messenger RNA from Didymodactylos carnosus, 1536 nucleotides. The record is from the annotation of a GenBank genome assembly. Lineage: Eukaryota; Metazoa; Rotifera; Eurotatoria; Philodinida; Philodinidae.